Messenger RNA from Lichtheimia ornata, 1812 nucleotides. RefSeq lists its product as uncharacterized. The transcript is spliced from 4 exons. Gene Ontology annotation, biological process: mitotic spindle organization; regulation of cytokinesis. The record is from RefSeq and is a predicted model, not a curated record. Gene Ontology annotation, cellular component: spindle midzone; spindle pole centrosome; chromosome passenger complex. Gene Ontology annotation, molecular function: protein kinase activity. Lineage: Eukaryota; Fungi; Mucoromycota; Mucoromycetes; Mucorales; Lichtheimiaceae. The coding region runs from base 1 to 1812 and encodes 603 amino acids.
AUGACAUCCUUGACGUGCAGCCGUGAUAAUUAUAGUAUCGCCGAAAGAGGCUCUGCCACUGUAUGGCGCUUGAUCCAAUACCACGCAUACAUGGAUUAUCAUAUUCCAGAAUACUUUUCUCCUGAGGCCCAAGAUCUGGUGAAUGGUAUCCUGCAACUUGAUCCAAAGCAACGCUUGACCAUCAAUCAAAUUAUGCGACAUCCAUGGAUGAGAACAAGUGAUGAUGACGAAUGUGAUAGUGCUCGAUGUUCCAUGUACUCGGACGUCGAUUCGAUUUUCUCAUCAUCAGCAGCUCGACGCGACGAUUACGAAUACGACUCAUUUUCGGAUGUAUCUUCGAGCCCUGGUACACCUAAACACCAAAGCUGGCAUCGUAAGCAACAAUCACCCAUGCCGAGCAUGUUGCAAGAAAAGAGUCGUUUUGUCAACAGCAAUCGUCCACCUCGAUAUUCAGCUCCAACAGUCAGCAGUCGUGCUCGUAUCACACAACCUCACCAUCAUCAUCUUUUUCAACAUUCAGUGCGAUCCUCUUUACCAAGCAGCUUACCAUCUGUGAGAGCAGCAGCUAAACGAUCGUCAUUGGCAGUAGAGGAACCAGCUAUGGGACCUAUGGAAGAACGUCUUUUUGCAGCUUUAACAGCUGCUGGAUUUGAUGAAGCUGUGGUACGAAAGAUGCGUACGUCGUCGGAUUCCGGUAACACGUUGGGUGCCAUGUGGCACAUGCUUAUGGAUAAUCUCAGCAAUCAGCCAAACAUCAACGACAACGAUAGCACUGCUGUGAAUCGAUCAUUGACAACGCAUGGAACAAAACAAGCGGUGUCAGCUGGUACGCAAACCGAUGAUUCGAUUGAGCAACAGCCUGUACGUCGACGACCGGAGCCUAUUGUACCUGUAAAACCACCACAGCAACAACAACAACAGCCACAGCAACAUCUUGUACCUGAAAUAGAUCCCAAACCACAGCCAAGUACCAGUACUGGUAAAUCGGGAUGGUUGUCAUCAGUCAAGUCAUGGUUCGGUGCUAAGCAACAACAAGAAGAUAAUGCUAAGCAACCUCCAUUCGCUUCAUCUUCGACGCCUACACCACAACCCAUGCCAAAAUUCACUCCUCCCGAAUUGACUCGUCCCAUGGCAGCUCAUAACAAGCCAUCCUUGGAUAGCUAUUACAAGGCAAGUAAUGCAUUUGGUCCUACGGCUGCACGCCCCAUCAAUGCAAGAGAUCCUGCCAAGAUUGCUUUGCCUGCACCACAACCUGUAGCUGUUGAGCUCAACAUUGGCCUUGACAAGGUAUCUCCACAGCCACAUUCUGUUGUUGGACCUCCCCGAUCCACCGCUUCCAGUCCUACCGAAGAAUCAAGCUCAACGGAUGAUGAUGACGAUGAUGAAGAAGAAGAGGAUGAUGAUUCUUCCUCUUCUGGAUCUUCAGUGGCUACUUUAGAAGAUGAUGAUUGUGGACGACAUCCUCAUCAUACCCCAAUUCAUCAUCACCAAACCACUGAAAUGAAGCCUACAACUCCAACACCUUCAUCACCCCAUCCAUCGUCUCUGAUUCAUGACCAGGAAGCAAAGCAGCACCAUGAACAGCAAUCUGGUUCUAGAUUGGAAGUCCCUGUACCCACACCAUACCCCACACGAUCUUGGCCAUUGGCUAUUCGAGAAAACGGUCCUGCACCUCUUGCUACUGCAUCGUCAAAGCGAUUCGAAUUUGCUGCACCACGAUCACGAGCACAACUUGGUUCCUAUAAUGACUUGGGGCGCCGGAAGCCCUUGGCAGCAAGAGCCAUCAUAGAAGAAGAGGAGGAAGAAGAAUAA